Messenger RNA from Diaporthe citri, 1143 nucleotides. RefSeq lists its product as uncharacterized. Bases 1 to 1143 code for a protein of 380 amino acids. Gene Ontology annotation, molecular function: oxidoreductase activity, acting on single donors with incorporation of molecular oxygen, incorporation of two atoms of oxygen; iron ion binding. Lineage: Eukaryota; Fungi; Ascomycota; Sordariomycetes; Diaporthales; Diaporthaceae. The transcript has 2 exons. The record is from RefSeq and is a predicted model, not a curated record.
AUGUUGUUCACUCAAGUCUCGAUCCUCGCUCUCGCCGUACUAGCUGCCACUCAUCCUGGACAUGAACAGGAAGAGCAUCUUCAGACUAUCAAGGCCCGCGCAGCGAGGACCAACACCAAGCGGGCCCUCGAGGGCUGCGCUUCCCAACUCGAGGCUCAAGGUGUCCAUGCUCGUGCUAUGGAGCGUCGCAAGACUACGUUUGAUGCUCAACGCAUUGCGAGGGGCAUUCCAUUGGACGCUCCUCACGCGAUGAUCAAUGGCAGAAAGAUGAAGCGAGACACUCCCGACGUCCUCAACAAGGAUCACCAAGGCGACAUCGAUGCCUUUCAGGCGUGGGUUAACGAGACUUACGUGUUCAACGAUACCACUUCCACGGUCCUGAAUCCCGAGGGCGACAUCGGGCCGUUUUAUGUCCCGGGUGAAUAUAUCCGCAGCUACUUGUGUACGGAUGAGGAUUGCCCGGACGGAGUAUUUGUCAUCGCUGACAUUCAGUUCAUCAACGUGGACACGUGUGAGCCCCUAGCAGACGUCUGGGCCGACGUCUGGUCGUGCAACGCAACCGGGGUGUACUCAGGCAUCCAGUCCGACGUGAACGGGGACCCAUCCGACGCUGGGAACCUCAACAACACCGCCCUGCGCGGCGUACAGAAGUCCGAUUCCGACGGCGUCGUUCAGUUCUGGUACACCUUCCCGGGCCACUACGCGGGCCGCACCAACCUUCAGCACAUUAUAGUGCACGAGAACGCGACUGUCCUGCCGAACGGGACCCUGGCCGGAGACGGAUCAGUCUCUCACAUCGGACAGCUUUUCUGGGACCAGGAUCUCAUAGAUGAGGUUGAGACAUGGAGCCCAUACACUGAGAACACGGCACCUCCGACACUCAAUUCUGAAGACUUCGUCUUUGGCGAGCAGGAAACGGCGGACACCGAUUCAGACCCGGUCUACAGCUACACUUUGUUGGGGGAAGAUGUAGGCCUCGGAAUAUUUGCGUGGAUCGUUAUUGGCAUCGAUCCCUCUGCUUCUUACACUCCGACAUACUCCUUCGCUCUCACUGAGGGCGGUGGCGUCGCUGUUGGCAGCAAUGAUGAAGGCAGGCGGCUCUCCGGGCGGCCCUGGAGGCUUUCAUCCCCUCUGCUAGGCUAG